Molecule: messenger RNA, 1019 nt
Organism: Benincasa hispida (wax gourd)
Lineage: Eukaryota; Viridiplantae; Streptophyta; Magnoliopsida; Cucurbitales; Cucurbitaceae
Product: dormancy-associated protein 1-like
Source: RefSeq, a predicted model, not a curated record
UGUAGGAGAAUUUUGAAUCAACCACAAAUAUUGUUGCCUAUUGAUAAUAACAGUAACGAUAAGAAGAGAAUUAUAGCAAACAAUAUAAAUAAACCUCACUAGUAAUCAAAUUAUAUUUACAAAAUACCUUAUAUUUACAAAAUACCUAAGUAAAUGUGAUAGAUUCUUGGUAAUGAGACCAAUCUGGUAAAGCCUAAGUUCUACUUUAUUGGCUGCCUAUUGGGUUUUCGUUUUAAUACAGAUAUAACAUUAUAUGAUAUUUGGCUACUUAGAAUUACAAACUAUUUUAAUUUGUAUUUGCAGUGGAGGGCCUCUAUAUAUCCUAUAUUACAUAUAUAUUUAAGUUUAGAUCACCACCAAGUGGUUUUACCUGAGGAAUAGGACAAGCCCCAACUUUUCUGUGGCUUUUGUAUCCUCUCUCUCUGUGAAGCCUGUUUUACCAAGUCUCCUCCUUCAUCCUCGCCACUUUUCACCUAUAUAUACAUACAUACACACAUACACACAUACACAUAUAUAUAUAGAUAUAAGCAAGAGCAGAUUGCAAACUACUUCACAAAUCAAAUCUAGAAGUAAUUAAAAGAAAGAGAAGUAUGCUUGAGAAGCUUUGGGAUGAUGUUGUGGCUGGACCUCAGCCAGACCACGGCCUUGGAAGACUGAGGAGAAUCGCCACCGGCAUCACAGAUACGGGAGAAGGACGAAAGUAUCAGAGAUCGCUGUCGAUGCCGGCGAGCCCUGAAACCCCAUCAUCUCCGGCAUCACCGCGUACGGCGGACAAUGUGUGGAGGAGUGUGUUCAACCCUGGUAGCAAUCUGGCCACCAAGUCUAUCGGCUCCAAUGUUUUCGACAAGCCUCAACCCAAUUCCCCCACCGUUUAUGACUGGCUUUACAGUGAAGGCACCAGGAGCAAGCACCGUUGAAGCUCCACUGACCGAUGGCUGCAUGUAAAUACGUGCCAUCGCCGAUGUGUUGCCACGUGUCAAGCUAAAAUUUUUGUCUUUUUAUAAUGACCUUAGCAUUAU